Molecule: messenger RNA, 1916 nt
Organism: Doryrhamphus excisus (bluestripe pipefish)
Lineage: Eukaryota; Metazoa; Chordata; Actinopteri; Syngnathiformes; Syngnathidae
Biological process (GO): regulation of immune system process; regulation of cytokine production; negative regulation of transcription by RNA polymerase II
Cellular component (GO): nucleoplasm; transcription regulator complex; PcG protein complex
Molecular function (GO): RNA polymerase II cis-regulatory region sequence-specific DNA binding; DNA-binding transcription repressor activity, RNA polymerase II-specific
Source: RefSeq, a predicted model, not a curated record
GUGUGUUUCAGUAGGACGUCAAUGAGUGGUGCACACCAAGACAUCACCAAGCCAAAGAGCAGGAAGUCGCCUUCACGAGUUGCUGUUGUAACUCUCAGAAGACGCUAUUGUACUCCUCUCUAGUGCACGUGGCCAAUGAGACAUCCAACAGCUGAUUAGUCAGCAAGAAGAAUGUUCCCCUCAGCCACAGGGUGGGAGCUAAAGCCUGUUAAGGAGGAAGAGGGGGAGCCACAGCCCACCCACGUUAAAGAGGAAGAGGAGGAGCCACAGCCCACCCACAUUAAAGAGGAAGAAGAGGAGCCACAACCCCCCCACAUUAAAGAGGAAGAGGAGGAGCAACAGUCCACCCACAUUAAAGAGGAAGAGGAGGAGCCACAGCCCCACCACAUUAAAGAGGAAGAGGAAGAACUCUGGAUCACCCAGGAGGGAGAGCAUCUUCUAGGGCCAGAGGAGGCUGAUCUCACCAGGUUGCCACUGACUGGUGUCUCUGUGAAGACAGACGACCAUGAAGACAAACCACCUGAGUCCUCACAGCUUCAUCAUAGUCCAAGUGAGGAGAUGAGAGAGGCGGAGCCUUCAUGCAGCAGCUCACUGCAACACAUGACAACAGAAGCUGAUGGAGACCACUGUGGAGGAUCACAAGCAGACAACCUCUUAGCUCCACUGUCAGAUAGUGACGACACGACGUCACACUCUCCUGAAGAUGAAGACAGCGACUACAACCAAGAAUCUCUGAGCAGCGAUACAGACUGGGAAGGUGAUAUGACGACUCACACUGGCAACAAACACUCUGAAAGCUCGAAAAAGAAGACCGCUAAACCUUUUAACUGCUCCGUUUGUCAGAAAGGAUUUUCUUGUAAGAGUAAAUUGACUCGACACAUCAAAACACACACAGGAGAAAAACCUUUCAGUUGCUCAGACUGUGGUAAAUGCUUCAAUUUAAAGACACACAUGCAAUCUCACAUGAGAACGCAUACAGGAGAAAAACCUUUUAGUUGCUCAGACUGUGGUAAACGCUUCACUCAAAAGACAACCAUGCAAAGGCACAUGAGAACACACACAGGAGAAAAACCUUUUAAAUGCUCAGACUGUGGUAAACACUUCGCUUUAAAGACACACAUGCAAUCACACAUGAGAACACACAGUGGAGAAAAACCUUUUAGUUGUGCAGACUGUGGUAAACGCUUUGCUUUAAAGCCAUACAUGAAAUCACACAUGAGAACACACACAGGAGAAAGACGUUUUAGUUGCUCAGAUUGCGGUAAACGUUUCACUCGAAAGACAACCAUGCAAAGACACAUGAGAACACACACAGGAGAAAAACCUUUUAGUUGCUCUGAUUGCGGUAAACGCUUCACUGAAAAGACGCAGAUGCAAAGACACAUGAGAACACACACCGGUGAAAAACCUUUUAGUUGCUCAGACUGUGGUCAACGCUUCACUCAAAAGACACACAUGCGUCGACACAUGAGAAUACACACGGGAGAAAAACAGUUUGGUUGCUCAGACUGUGGUAAACGCUUCACUUUUAUGACAAAUAUGAAAUCACACAUGAGAACACACACGGGAGAGAAACCUUUUAGGUGCACAGACUGUGGUAAAAGCUUCACUCGAAAGGCAACCAUGCAAUCACACAUGACAACGCACACAGCCAGAACCGCUACUGGGGGUACGGCCGGCUUUCAGGGGGCCUUUGAAGGAUUUGAGUGAAUAACAUCAUGUUGGAUUUUUUUCUUAAUUUGCAGUGUUGAUUUGAUUUUGCUCAAACAAUCAUAUGUAAUGAAAGGGACUCAUUAAAUGAUUUUGUUGAUAUUGUUGUAUUACAUAUUGAUGGAAUAAAUGUUGACAAUAAGUGCAGUCAUGGAAGUAAUUUUUUGUUUUCCGAGAAAUGUUGUCAGGUAUUUUAUAUUAUUUCA